Messenger RNA from Heteronotia binoei (common prickly gecko), 3726 nucleotides. It is a transcript of the gene EXT1, whose product is annotated as exostosin glycosyltransferase 1. The record is from RefSeq and is a predicted model, not a curated record. Lineage: Eukaryota; Metazoa; Chordata; Lepidosauria; Squamata; Gekkonidae. The transcript has 11 exons. Gene Ontology annotation, molecular function: glycosyltransferase activity. The coding region runs from base 1153 to 3393 and encodes 746 amino acids. Gene Ontology annotation, cellular component: membrane.
GAUGAGGUCAGCGCGGCGGUGUCGGGGAAUGGAAUGUGUAAGUGUAACAUUCAGAACCGGGUAACGUUCGGCGAUCGAACGCUGCCGUCGGCAACGUUCGAAGAGGGGGCGAGGCAGCCUCCGCCGAGCUUCCGCGCGCCGCCGCCGCUCGCUGGGAUGAAUGGCUGAGAGGGGCGGGGGCUAGGAGGAGGAGGCGGCAGCGGCGAAGGAGGAAGGAGGAGGGGAAGACGCCGACGCCGAAGAGGAGGAGGAGGAUCCCUGGCUGGUUCCAUCCCGGGGGCCAUACAGCCAGAUCGCCGAGAAGGAAACCAGAGCAACCCUCCGAGUCCCGGAGCCGCUGCAGACAGGAGGGCAGGCAGGAAGAGAAAUGCAGGGAUUUGUAAGGUUACGGCGCUCGGGCUGGAAGAUGUAAUCCCGCUGGUGCUGUCGGCGUGAACCGGAGCCGGCUGCUGCUGUGUGCCCAUUUGCUUCUGGAGCCGGCCGCUUGGGGGGUCUUUUCCUUGCAACACGUCCCCACCUCCCUCCCUCCCCUCUCUCUCUCUGGUGUACGAGUUGAAGUUGCAGCUGCUACACCUCCAGCCCGCUGCAAGAAGCCCCGUGUGUCUGGGUGUGCGUGUGGCGUGUGUGUGUGUUUGCGUGCAUGAGAGAGGGAGGAAGGGAGAGGGCGGGACGAAUCUCUCUCCCAGUCUUGCAAAAGCAGAUUUGAGGGCAAAAGAGACCUGGGCUCUCAGUGCUUUCAUUUGGUGGAGCGGCUGUCUUUGUGUGGUGUGUGUGUCUGUGUGUGCGCGGGUGCAUGGGAGAGAAUUCCCGGGCCUCUUUGCAAAAACCGCGUUGGGUGUGAGAUUCUCCGCCUGCCCUCCUUCUCUCUCUCUCUGUCUGCCCCCUUCUCUCUCCCUUUCCCUCCACCCUCCCCCCCCCCUCCGGUCCAUUGUGCGAGCCAAAGAUGAAAGACAGGAGGGGAGAAAGUUAAAGAAAUCGCCCACAUGCGCUGCAUCAGUCCAAGGCUUUGGGAAAGGAAUAAAGAGAAGGUGGGAGAAGAGAGUUUAAAGUCUUUGCAGGCGGGAAGAUGGCGGACUCAAGCUGAAAGUGUCGAUUGGCAAACUUGGGCGAUCUUUGUGUUUAUUGACGAUCCUCUUGACCCAGAUAGGACACAUGCAGGCCAAAAAACGCUAUUUCACCCUGCUCUCUGCUGGCACCUUUGUCGUCCUUCUCUUUUACUUCGGAGGCUUGCAGUUCAAAGCAUCCAGAAACCAAAGCAGGCGAGAGGUUCACAGUAGCAGGAAUGGGUUGCAGCACACCAGCCCCGAGCACUACUGGCCCCGAUUCCCGGACGCUCUGCGCCCCUUCGUUCCUUGGGAUCAACUGGAGAACGAGGACUACAAUCUGCACACUUCCCCGCGCCAGAAACGAGACGCCAACGCCAGCGUCUACAAAGGCAAGAAGUGUCGGAUGGAGUCUUGCUUUGAUUUCGCCCUCUGCAAGAAGAACGGCUUCAAGGUCUAUGUCUACCCCCAGCAGAAGGGGGAGAAGAUCGCCGAAAGUUACCAAAACAUCCUCGCUGCCAUCGAGGGCUCUCGGUUUUAUACUUCGGACCCCGGUCAGGCUUGUCUGUUUGUCCUUAGCUUGGAUACCUUAGACAGAGACCAGCUCUCCCCGCAGUACGUACACAACCUAAGGUCCAAAGUCCAGAGUCUCCACUUGUGGAACAAUGGUAGGAAUCAUUUAGUUUUUAAUUUAUAUUCCGGCACCUGGCCCGACUAUACCGAAGACGUGGGCUUCGACAUCGGCCAGGCCAUGUUGGCCAAAGCUAGCAUCAGUACUGAAAACUUCCGGCCCGAGUUUGACAUUUCUAUUCCGCUCUUUUCUAAGGAUCACCCAAGGACAGGAGGGGAGAAAGGCUUCCUGAGGUUUAACACUAUUCCUCCGCUCAGGAAGUAUAUGUUGGUAUUCAAGGGGAAAAGGUACCUGACUGGGAUAGGGUCCGACACCAGGAAUGCCUUAUAUCAUGUCCAUAACGGAGAGGAUGUUCUUCUCUUGACCACUUGCAAGCAUGGUAAAGACUGGCAAAAGCACAAAGAUUCACGGUGCGAUAGAGACAACGCCGAAUAUGAAAAGUAUGAUUAUCGUGAAAUGCUGCACAAUGCCACUUUCUGUCUGGUCCCCCGUGGCCGGAGGCUUGGAUCCUUCAGGUUCCUGGAGGCCCUGCAGGCUGCCUGCGUCCCUGUGAUGCUUAGCAAUGGAUGGGAGUUGCCAUUCUCUGAAGUGAUUGAUUGGAAUCAAGCUGCUGUCAUAGGGGAUGAAAGAUUGUUAUUACAGAUCCCUUCUACAAUCAGGUCUAUCCAUCAGGAUAAAAUCCUAGCACUUAGACAGCAGACACAGUUCUUGUGGGAGGCUUAUUUUUCUUCAGUGGAGAAGAUUGUAUUGACCACACUAGAGAUUAUUCAAGACCGAAUCUUUAAGCACAUAUCACACAACAGCUUAAUAUGGAAUACACACCCCGGAGGAUUAUUUGUACUGCCACAGUAUUCAUCAUAUCUAGGAGAUUUUCCUUACUAUUAUGCUAAUCUAGGUGUCAAGCCCCCAUCCAAAUUCACCGCCGUUAUCCAUGCAGUUACUCCUUUAGUUUCUCAGUCUCAACCUGUGCUGAAACUCCUGGUCGCUGUAGCCAAAUCCCAGUACUGCGCCCAGAUCAUUGUCUUAUGGAAUUGUGAUAAGCCCCUCCCAGCCAAGCACCGUUGGCCUGCCACUGCCGUGCCUGUCAUCGUCAUCGAAGGAGAGAGCAAGGUCAUGAGCAGUCGUUUCCUGCCCUAUGAGAACAUCGUCACUGAUGCAGUUUUAAGCCUCGAUGAGGAUACGGUGCUUUCAACCACUGAGGUGGAUUUUGCCUUUACGGUUUGGCAGAGCUUUCCAGAGAGGAUUGUGGGCUAUCCUGCCCGCAGCCAUUUCUGGGACAACACCAAGGAGAGGUGGGGCUACACAUCCAAGUGGACUAAUGACUAUUCCAUGGUAUUGACCGGAGCUGCUAUUUACCACAAAUAUUAUCACUACCUGUACACGCAUUAUCUGCCUGCCAGCCUGAAGAACAUGGUGGACCAACUGGCUAAUUGUGAGGACAUUUUGAUGAAUUUCUUGGUGUCAGCUGUGACAAAGUUGCCUCCAAUCAAAGUAACACAGAAGAAACAGUAUAAGGAGACCAUGAUGGGACAGACUUCCAGGGCUUCUCGUUGGGCCGACCCAGACCACUUUGCCCAAAGGCAGAGCUGCAUGAACACUUUCGCCAGCUGGUUUGGCUAUAUGCCGCUGAUCCAUUCUCAGAUGAGGCUUGAUCCUGUGCUCUUUAAAGAUCAGGUCUCCAUCCUGAGGAAGAAAUAUCGAGACAUUGAACGACUCUGAGGAGCCCAGCGGCGGGUGGGGAAAGGGGGGGCAACUGGACUUUUCCCGCAGCCCAGUGCAAACCCACUGACUCUUGGAAAGCAGCCUGUUGUACCCUGGUGGGGGGAGGUGAAGACACUUUCAAGAUGGCCACUGGAAGAGUGCUGGCUCCUGAGGGAAACUCGUUGUGCUGGACUGCUUCAAGCCACCCUGCGGGGCUGCAGGUCACUCGAGACUAGGUUGUGUACAGUUUCAUUAUGGAACAUUAAAUAAUUAUUUUUUGAAAUGAUUGCUAUGCAGGUUUAAACUUUUUUAAUGAUAAAAAACCUAUUAAAAACAGAGUUCUUUCUUUAA